CGAAAAUUUUUAGUUUACGAUCUAUUGUCAACAUAAAUUGUUGUAAAAUAUUCAGAGGAACUAAAAAAAGAAAAUUUAUUUCUACGAAAUUAAAAAAAAACAUCCUCUUGCGAUUAAAUUAGUUGUAAACCAUUUUUCCAAAUUGAUUUUAAGAUGGAAGUGAAAAUGGGUAAAGAACUAGUCAUUAAGAUGACCCAGAAGAACAAGGAGACGCAGACUACGAACAUGAAGCUGGGCCCCAUCAACUGGUACCCCCAGGUAGCAGUCUAUCCGACUGUGGGUCCGCGCUACACUGGUCAGCCCUUGGGGCCUAUCCAGGCAUUCAUGCCCCGUCAAUCAUCGUCGGCGUGCCAGUUUUACAUGCACCGCGAGCAGGAGCUCUACCGCCGGGCCUGCCGCUUGAAGGGAAUCCGUAUGGGAUGCUGGCAGCUGCGCGACCGCUUUUUGCCGGGGCCAUCCUAUAACGAGGAACUUCAGCCACCCUACCGCUACACUCUAGAGGAGAUGAAGAGCCUCAAUCCUUAUCGUUUAGUCAAUUACGAAAAUUAAACCGACACUUGCCAUACUCUCCAUACAGAAGCACACCACAACCACACAGCCAUACCACGCUUGACCAGAGAUCAGCGCACCACAGAACACGUAUUCCUGCUCUACACACAGCAAACCGUGCCUUUGGUUGCCCCCCCCCCCCCAUGUCAUGUAGAAAAUGCAUCAUUUCCCUUUC
Drosophila miranda is the source of this 724-nucleotide messenger RNA. RefSeq lists its product as uncharacterized. Bases 154 to 549 code for a protein of 131 amino acids. The record is from RefSeq and is a predicted model, not a curated record. NCBI's taxonomy places the organism in Eukaryota, Metazoa, Arthropoda, Insecta, Diptera, Drosophilidae. The transcript is spliced from 2 exons.